AUGACCCAAGGCACCUCAUUCAUUAUACAGGGACAGCUGCUGGACUGGGGACCGAGACAGAGCUGCCCACUGCUUCCAGGUUCUGGACGACAGCUGAGACCAGCAGAACCUCCGGGAGAUGCUGAUGCUGAUGCAGAAGAUGAAGAUUCUGUUAAUGACGUGGCAGUAGAAGACAUACGUCCAAGGCCACAGGGAUCCUCACCCGUUUAUGAAUAUUCCGUAGGAGAAGAAUACUUAAAGCUGCAAGAAGAAAACAAAAAGUAUACUACUGACAAAUCAAAACAGAGUCAUCCACAGGAGACAAUGGAAGUGACCCUGAAAACAGAAGCGGAAGCUGGUGCUAGUGGUUUUAGCGUGGCUGGUGGAGGAAAUGAAGGAAUAUUUAUUAAAAAAGUACUUAAGGAAUCUCCUGCUUCAAAAGUGUUUAGUCUGAGAGAAGGUGAUCAGCUUCUAAGUGCUACCAUAUUUUUUGAUAAUAUCAAAUAUGAAGAUGCACUCAAGAUUCUUCAAUAUUCAGAGCCAUACAAAGUCCAAUUCAGCCUGAAAAGAAAAAUUGCUGGGAAAGAAGAGCUAGAACAUUUCCACUCUACAGCUCAGUACAAAAAGGUAAUGAUUGAUAACUACCAUUUGUUCUUUCAGGAUAAAGAACUCAGUGAAACCAUUCCUGAAGAAACACUGCACAUUUCAGGAAAAGCUACUUCAGAAGAAGACAGAGAAACCUUAAUUGUAAACCAAAGGGUAGGAAGAAGCAAAAGACCUAAAAAAGACAGAUUAUCAUGGCCAAAAUUCCAGUCAAUUAAAAAUAAAAAGAUACUGGGACACAGAAGAUCUCACAGUACAUCAGAUGCAUAUGAGCCUGCUAUACAGGAUAUUUCCCCUACAAGCACAGAUACAGAGUCUCAACAAGAAAUUCAUAUCAAACAAAAAAAAGGAAGCCAAAAGAAACUGAAGUUCCCUAGUAUUGGAUUCAGAAUGCACAGAUCCAAAACAGAAAAUCAAGACAAGCAAAAAAAAGAAAUAAGUACUACAUUGUUAUAUGAAAAACAAAAGAUACAUAAUGAAGAUAUGAGCCUGGAAAAUCCUGAAAUACUGACUAUUGAAUAUACUGCUUCAGCUUCUGAAAUGGAAACAGAGGAAUUAAAUGAAACUUCAACAAAAGACAAAAAAUAUGUGGAAAAUGGUAUUCCCACUUACACAAAAAAGUGCCCUGAAGUUGAAAUAAGCAUUAAAAAUGAAAAGGAAAAUGAAUCAACAUUGAAGUAUACUGCACCUGAAGUACAAGAUAAAACAAGAAAAGUAUCAAAGACCAGUUUAGAAGCAGAUCUGAAAGAAACACCAACAAAACAAGCACCAAAAACAUCAUCAAAAUCCCGAAAAAAGAAACAAAAAGGAACAGAAGAUAAAACAGAAGGAGAAAAUGGAAUUAAAGGAGACAUAAUGGAUCACACAGCAAAAGUGUACAUAGAGGAAAGAGAUUUAGAAAUAGGUACAGCCAGAGCUGAAUUACAGCCAUGCGAGACACUGGAAACAAGAGAAAAACAAGCAGAAGAUGACAAACAGUUACCAAAAGACAGCAAAGUUGAAAACAAUUUCACAGUAACAAAAGAAAAUACAGAAGACAAAAACAUAAAGACAACUGACAAAACUUCAAUUAUUGAAAUUGCAGCAAUGAAAGAAGAAAAAGAUGUUGAUGAAAAAGAAAUAAAACAAAGAUUACCAAAGUUUAAACUACCUACAUUCACCUGGGGAACCGCAAAGGAUGAAUCACUGAAAUCAGAAAAGAACAAAACUGACAAGAUAACUAUCAAAGCACCCAAAGUCGAGGUGGACGUCAGCCUGCCCAAGCUGGACGCCAGCCUGCCUGAGGCAGAGGUCAAGGCCGGCGCCGUCGACAUCAGCAUCUCAGCCGCCGACAUCAAGCCGCCCGCCGUGGAGGGCUCCCUCGACAUCCAGGCGCCCAAGGUCGACGUGAAGGUGCCCUCUGCCGAAGGCUCGCUCGACGGAGCCGAGCUGGAAGCCCCGGGCCUCAAAGGCAAGUUUAAGAUGCCCAAGUUCGACAAGCCCAAAUUCGGCGUGUCGGUGCCCAAGGCGGAACUGCCCGAAGGCGAGGUCAGCCUGCCCAGCGCAGAGGUCGAGCUGCCCUCCGGCACCGUGACGGUCACAGGGGAAGGCCCCUCCCUGGACCUCAAGGUUGACACUGCCGGUGCCAAAACAGAAGGGGCUGGCUGGAAACUGGAAAAGCCCUCCCUGAAAAUGCCCAAAGCUGACAUCAAAGCCCCCAAGGUGGACAUCAGCCUGCCCUCCGUCGACAUCACCCUUCCAAAGGCCGGUCCCCCCGUCGAACUUGCAGGCGCCCCGAGGCGACGCUCAGCCCUCGACAGGACAGCGCAAAGCUCAAAGCCCCAGAGAGAGGCCACCGCCAAGGCAAAAGACGGCAAGUUCAAAAUGCCCAAGUUUGGCAGUGCCUUCUUUGGCUGGUCCAGCAGCGAGAGGCCAAGGCGCACCGUAGCCGCCGAUGUGGACGUGAGCCUCAAGAGCCCCAGCUGACGGCAACCCUCCAACCGCCGACUCGACGUGACCCUGCCUGGGCGAGAUCUCAAAGCGCCCGGCGUCGACGUGAGACCACGAGGCGGACCGCCGCGCAGGAUGCGUGAGAAAGGACGGUUCAAAAUGCCCAGCGGGUCGAAGAUGCCCAGCGUCAAGCUGCCCAAAGUCAAAGCUCCCCACGUGCAGGUCAGCCUGCCAAAGGCCGAGAUCUCGCUGCCCAAAGCCCAGGGCGAAAUCACCGAGGGCGAGCUCGCCCUGCAGGGCCCCGAUGCUGAAGGCAGCCUGGACGUGGCUGCCGGCAAAGCGGAGGGCGGCGGCAUGAAACUACACAUGCCAAAAGUCAAGGUGCCCAGCGUGGCCUUCUCCAAGCCGACCGUCAAGGCGCCCAAAGUCGAGGUGGACGUCAGCGUGCCCAAGCUGGACGCCAGCCUCCCUGAGGCAGAGGUCAAGGCCGGCGCCGUCGACAUCAGCAUCUCAGCCGCCGACAUCAAGCCGCCCGCCGUGGAGGGCUCCCUCGACAUCCAGGCGCCCAAGGUCGACGUGAAGGUGCCCUCUGCCGAAGGCUCGCUCGACGGAGCCGAGCUGGAAGCCCCGGGCCUCAAAGGCAAGUUUAAGAUGCCCAAGUUCGACAAGCCCAAAUUCGGCGUGUCGGUGCCCAAGGCGGAACUGCCCGAAGGCGAGGUCAGCCUGCCCAGCGCAGAGGUCGAGCUGCCCUCCGGCACCGUGACGGUCACAGGGGAAGGCCCCUCCCUGGACCUCAAGGUUGACACUGCCGGUGCCAAAACAGAAGGGGCUGGCUGGAAACUGGAAAAGCCCUCCCUGAAAAUGCCCAAAGCUGACAUCAAAGCCCCCAAGGUGGACAUCAGCCUGCCCUCCGUCGACAUCACCCUUCCAAAGGCCGCCGUCGACCUGCAGGCGCCCGAGGCGACGCUCAGCCUCGAAGGGGAAGCAAAAGCCCCAGAGAAGGAGGCCACGAAGGCAAAAGACGGCAAGUUCAAAAUGCCCAAGUUUGGCAUGCCUUCCUUUGGCUGGUCCAGCAGCAGAGAGGCCAAGGGCACCGUAGCCGCCGAUGUGGACGUGAGCCUCAAGGAGCCCCAGCUGACGGCACCCUCGGCAACCGCCGAAGUCGACGUGACCCUGCCCGGGGCCGAGAUCCAAGCGCCCGGCGUCGACGUGACCAUCGAGGCGGCCGCCGGCGCAGAUGCGGAGAAAGGACGGUUCAAAUGCGACGUCAAGCUGCCCAGCGUCAAGCUGCCCAGUCAAGCUCCACGUGCAAGGUCAGCCUGCCCAAAGGCCGAGAUCUCGCUGCCAAAAGCCCAGGGCGAAAUCACCGAGGGCGAGCUCGCCCUGCAGGGCCCGAUGCUGAAGGCAGCUGCGACGGUGGCUGCCGGCAAAAGCGGAGGCGCGGCCAUGAACUACACAUUGCCAAAAGUCAAGGUGCCAAGCGUGGCCUUCUCCAAGCGCGACCGUCAAGCGCCCAAAGUCGAGGUGGACAUCAGCAGUAGCCCCAAGCUGGACGCCAGCCUGCCCGUUGAGGCAGAGGGUCAAAGGCCGGCGCCUGUCGACAUCAGCUCUCAAGCCGCCGACAUCAAAGCCCGCCGCGUGGAGGGCUCCUGCGACAUCCAGGCGCCCUCAAGGUGUCGACGAUGAAGGUGCCUCUUUGCCGAAGGCUCGCUCGACGGGCCUUGACCCGGCGAUGGAGGAAGCCCCGGGCCUCAAAAGUGCAGGUUUAAAUGCCAGAGUUUCGACAAGCCAAAUGUCGGCGUGUCGGUGCCAAGCGGAAACUGCCCCGAAGGCGAGGUCAGCCUGCCCAGGGCAGAGGUCGAGCUGGGUCCGCUCCGGCACCGUGAACCGGUCCGAACUAGGGGAAGGCCUCCCUGGACGCUCAAGGUUGACACGUGCGGUGCCAAACAGCAAGGGGCUGGCUGGAAGACCUGGAAAAAGCCCUCCCUGAAAAUGCCCAAAGCUGACAUCAAAGCCGCCGCAAGGUGGACAUCAGCUGCCCCUCCGUUGCGACAUUCGAACCCUUCAAAGGCCGCCGUGACCUGCCAGCGCCCCGAGGCGACGCUCAGCCUCGAAGGGAAGCAAAAAGCCCCAGAAAAGGAAGGCCACGAAGCAAAAGAACGGCAAAGUUCAAAAAUGCCCUCAGUUUGCAUGCUUUCCUUUGGCUGGUCCAGCAGCAGAGAGGGCCAAAGGCAUCCGUAGUCCGCCGAGGUGUGGACCGUGAGCCUGCAGAGGAGCCGCCAGUUGACGGCACCCUCCAACGCCGAAGUCGACGUGACCUGCCCGGGAUCCCAAGCGCCCGGCGUCGACGUGACCAUCGAGGCGGCCGCCGGCGCAGAUGCGGAGAAAGGACGGUUCAAAAUGCCCGACGUCAAGAUGCCCAGCGUCAAGCUGCCCAAAGUCAAAGCUCCCCACGUGCAGGUCAGCCUGCCAAAGGCCGAGAUCUCGCUGCCCAAAAGCCCAGGGCGAAAUCACCGAGGCGAGCUCUGCCCUGCGGGGCCCCGGAUGCUGAAGCAGCUCCUGGACGUGCUUGCCGCAAAGCGGAGGGCGGGCGGCAUGAAACUACAUCAUGCCGAAGCAAGUCAAGGUGCCGACGAGCGUGGCCCUUCUCCAAGCCGACGUCAAGGGGCGCCCAAAGUCGAGGUGGACGUCAAGCGUGCCCAGCUGGAUUCGCCCGAUGCGCGGCUGAGUGCAGAGGUCCAAGCCGCCGACAUCACAGCCGCCGCCGUGGAGGGCUCCCUCGACAUCCAGGCACCCAAGGUCGAGCGUGAUGGGUGCCCGCUCUGCCGAGGCUCGCUCGACGGAGCCGAGCUGGACCCCGGGCUCAAAGGCAAGUUUUAAGAUGCCAAGCUUGACAAGCCCAAAUUCGGCGGUGUUCGGUGCCCAAGGCGACUGCCGGAAGGCGACGUCAGCCUGCCCAGCGCAGAGGUCGAGCUGCCCUCCGCACCCGUGACGGUCAACAGGGAAGAGCCCUUCCUGGACUCAAGGUUGACCACUGCGGUUGCCAACACAGAAGGGGCUUGCUGGAAUACUGAAAAGCAGCCUCCUGAAAUGCUCCCAAAAGCUGACAUCAAAGCCCCCAGAGAGGAGACAUUCAGCCUGCUCCGUCGCCAUAUCACUCACUUCCCCCAAAGGCCGCCGUCGACGCUGCAGGCCGCCGAGGCGACGCUCAGCCUCGAAGGGGAAGCAAAAGCCCUAGAGAAGGAGGUCCAUCGAAGGCAAAGACGUGGCAAGUUCAACAAUCCCAAGCUUGCAUGCUUCAUUUUUGGCUGGUCCAGCAGCAGAGAAUCCAAGGGCACGGUAGCCGCCGAUGUGGACGUGGCCUCAAGGAGCCAGCUGACAGCCACCUCUGGCACCGCCGAAGUCGACGGUGACCUGCCCGGGGCCGAGAUCCAAGCGCCCGGCGUCGACGUGACCAUCGUAGGCGGCGCGCGGUCGCAGUGAUUGCGGAGAAUAAGUGAACUGGUUCAUACAAUGCCGAGCGUCAAUUAGAUGCGCCAGCGUCAAGCUGACCAAAGUCAAAGCUCCAACGGCAAGGUCAGCCUGCAAAGGCCGAGAUCUGCAGGCUGCCGCAAUAGCCCCAGGGCGAAAUCAACCGAGGGCGAGCUCGCCCUGCAGGGCCCGAUUGCUGAAGGCAGCUGGACGGUGCGCUGGCCGGCAUAAGCGGAGGGCGGCGGCAGAAACUACAACAUGCCAAAAAGUCAAGUGCCCAGCGGUGGCCUUCUCAAGCCGACCGUCAAGGCGCCCAAAGUCCGAGGUGGAGUCAGCGUGCCCAAGCUGGACGCCAGCAUCCCUGAGGCAGGGGUUCAAGCCGGCCGCGUCACAUCCAGCCUCUCAGCCGCCGACAUCAGCCGCCCGCCGUGGAGGGCUCCCUCGACAUCUCAGGCGCCCAAGGUCGACGUGAAGGUGCCCUCUGCCGAAGCCUCGCUCGACGGAGGCCGGCUGGAAGCCCUGGCCCUCAAAGGCAAGUUUAAGAUGCCCAAGUUCGACAAGCCCAAAUUCGGCGUGUCGGUGCCCACGGCGGAACCUGCCGAAAGGCGAGUCAGCCCUGCUCCACGCAGAGGUCGAGCUGGCCCUCCGGCACCGUGGCCGGUCAACGGGAAGGCGCCUCCCUGGACGCUCAAGUUUGACACUGCCGGUGCGAAAACAGAAGGGCUGGCUGGAAAUGGAAAAGCACUCCUGACCAAUGCCCAAGCUGACAUCAAAGCCCCCGAGGUGACAUCAGCUGCCUCCGUCGACAUCACCUUCAAAGGCCGCCAUCGACGCUGCAGGCGGCCCGAGGCGACGCCAGCUCGAAGGGGAAGCAAAAUCCCAGAGAAGGAGGCCAUGAAGCAAAAGACGGCAACAGUUCAAAAGCCCAUGUUUGGCAUGCCUUCCUUUGGCUGGUCCAGCAGCAGAGAAGGCAAGGGCACCGUAGCUGCCGAUUGUGGACGUAGCCUCAAGGAGCCCUCAGCUGACGCACCGUUAGGCAACGCUGAAGUCGACGUGACCCUGCCCAGGGCCGAGAUCCAAGCACCUGGCAGUGGUGUUAUCUCUAUUUCAUCCUUUGCGAAGGAGGAAUCCAAGUCUUUCUUUAGUAUGCCCAGAGUUUCACUUUCAAAAAGUUCAAAGAGUGAUCUUUCAAAGAGUCUAGUAAUUGAAUGUUCUGAGUCAGAAUCUAUUUGCUAUUCUGUAUCUGAGCAGUCUCCUGCAGUUAUUUCUGGUGGUGUUGCUAAGAUACUUGUUCCUGACUUUAAGGGAGACAUCUCUUCUAAAAGUAGUAAAUUUCGAAUUCCUAGUUUGGGUUUCUCCAAAGUUGAUAUUAGUUCUAAAUUUGAACAAGAUUCCCCAUUAUCAAAAGGGGAUAUAACUCUUACCAAAUAUCAAACUAACGUUUCAGAAUCUGAAUUAAAACUAUCAUCUUCUGCUGAUAUGAAUAGUUUCUUUUACGGAUUUGAGAUUUUGAAUGGAGCAUGCGUUUCUUGUGAGCAAGGAAUUAUGAAGCCAGGAGGUGUGAAAACGCUACCUGCUGAGUUGUCUGUUGGUGACACAGAGUACACUGUUAAAAUUCCUAAAUUCAGAAAACCUAAGUUUGGAAUUUCUUGGUCAAAAGGAAAACAGUUAGAAAGUGACAUUGGUUCCAAAAUGGAAACUGAAUUUUCCAAGGAAAUGUUUGAUGUUGAAAAUCCAUCUCAGAUUCCUGAAUCUGAGUUUGGCCUAAAAUUGCAAAAGCCCUCACCUGAAUUUGCUGCAGGUGAAUCCAAGUUGGAUGUUAAUCUCCCAUCACCAGAUGUUACUAUGCCAAAAUUAGAAAUGGAUGUCCGUGGCCCAGUGUACAGGAAAGAGCAGGAAUUAAUUUCUGAUGAGAAGGACACUGAGGAGAAAGAAAGCAAAUUUAAAAUGUCAAAAUUCAAACUACUGCCAUUUAGUUGGUCCCCAAAGAAAGAAGCUGUUGCUCCUUCUGAGGCUGAAGGACAUAUGGGAGAAUCCACUAUUUUACCUGGAGAUUCAGAAUCUAAAUUAUCACCAAUUACCCCUGAGAAUCAAGACCUUCAUGUGGAAUUAGAUAUAGCAACAGGAAAAGAUAGUGUAAAGGGCAAAACCAAGAAGUCUCAAUUUAUCAUGCCAAAGAUCUCACUUACUAAAGUGAAGGGUCAAAAAGUCCAGGGCUCUCUGCCCAUACUCGAAACUGAUGUUUGUGAUCUCAAACAAGAAAAAAGUGGAGAUGCUUCAGUACAGAAUUCUGACAAAGGGAGUAGUGGAGAAACAGCAGAAAUGAGUGUAAAGAUGCCGAAAAUUAGAGUUUCCACUGUGGAAUUUUCCAAACCUAAAGUUGAAGGACCCAAAACAGAAAUGGAUAUUAGCAUGCCUGCAGGUGAGGUCAUACUUACAGCUUCUGAACAAGAUGACCUAACUCUGAAAUCAGCUUUUGAUGUUAUUCCUUCCUCAGAUACUAAGAUGACAACUGAGGCCUCGCUUGAGGUGAAGAGUCCUGAGACAAGUGUUGAAAGAUCAUCAAGUGAAAUUACCAUGAGUGGUGUAGAAAUAAAAGUUGAAGGUACUGAAGGGAAAACAAAAAUGUCAAAAUUCCAAAUGCCCAAGUUUGGAAUGACACUUUCUAAAGGGAAAGGAUCAGAAAAGGAGGUCAGCCAAACCAGAUCGGAAGCCAAGGUUUCCCAACUAAAAGCAAUGACAGAAAUAGCUGACAUUGCCAUGGAAGCACCAAAUUUGGAGGUGGAAUGUGGUGAAGGAAAAGAAUUCUCUAGCUCUAAACUGAAAAUAACCAAAGCUGAAAAGAAGGCACCAGAAGCUGAUACUCACUUCUCAACAGGUGAGAUUUCUGUCUUAAAAACAGACAGUGAUGUUCAAGAUUCAGACAUGGCACUGAAAAUUAAAGAGGAAACAAAGCGUGAGAAUGAAGAUGGAGAAGAGAAAGAAGGUCAUUUCAAAAUGCCAAAAUUCAAACUUCCAUCCUUCAGUUGGUCACCAAAGAAGGAAGCAACUGUUAAGGCGGAUUCUGGAGCAAAUUUAGAAGACAAUAAAGUUGCUGCAAUGUCAGGUGGAAUAGACAUAGAAGUGGAAGGGACUGUAGCUGAUGAUCAAGGAGCCGGGCCUGCCCUUGAUCUGGAAAUACCUGCUGGAAAAGAUCAACAAAAAAGUCCAAUUAAAAAGCCUCAGUUUGUCAUGCCUAAAAUUUCACUUUCCAAGAUCAAGAUUCCCAAAUCUCAAGGACAUUCAUCAAAAGUUGAGGCUGGAAGUACUGUAACUAAAACAGAAAGAGAUGGAGUUGAUUCAAUACAGAUACCUGAUAUAGAAAGAAGUCAUUCCACACAGACAGAAGAAGGGGCACAAAUAAGCAUAAAAACAGCUGCAGUUAAGAGCCCCAAUUCAGAGCUUCCCAAAACUGAAGCUUUCCAAGCUGAUCUGGGAGUCAGCUCAGCCAAGACUGAUGCUGCUAUGACUGCCUCAGAGGAGAGUUUCCAACGGGUUGCCCUAAAAUCAAGUUCUGAUAAAGAUUCAAUUCAAAAAACAGGCAUUGAGUUCCCUGAAGGAGAAACUUCAGCUGAACCAAGAAACAUCAAAAUAGCAACUGAAGGAUCAUUAGUUAUGGAUGGAAGAAAGAUGAAAUUGGAAGGUCACGACAUACAGAUUAAAAUGCCCAAAUUCCAGAAGCCAAAGUUUGGAAUCUCCCUGACAAAAGGGAAAGGCCCAGAGCCAGAGAUCAGCUCUCCAAAAUCAGAAGCUGAGCUACCUCAGCUGAAAAUGACAACAGAAGUAGCUGAUAUUGCGGGGAGAGUGCCAGCAUCAGAACUCACAUCUGAUAUGUCAGAUCCUGAGCUAGAGGUUUAUGCUUCAAAGGCAAAAACACCUCAAGUCCUGACAGCUGUCACUGAAGCUCCAAAGGUAGACAUGAGCCCCCAGUCAGAGUUUAAAGCAGUGACAGAUGGACACACAGAGAGCCUUGAGGAGAAAGAAAUCAAAUCAGAAGAAGAAAUGAAAGCUGAAGAAGCUCGGACUGAAGAACAUCAGGGAUGGUUUAAAAUGCCAAAAUUCAAAAUACCAGGAUUUGGCCGCACAUCCUUAAAGGAAAAGAAAGGUGAUGGUGAUGUUGAAAGAAGUCUGGAAAAACCUCAGGCAGGCAUUCCUUCUGCUGAAGUACAAACUGAAGAUAAAAUUACUACUGGAAAAGAAGAGAUUCCAAAAUUAGGAGAUUCUGUGGAGAGUUCUGUUAUUAGCUUGCCAAAGGUAGAAGGAGAUAUUUUAUUAUCUGCAGAAAGAAGAAAUAGCAGAGAAAGUAUUCCAAAAACUGAAACGUAUGCAGAUGUAGUUAAGCGUGGUGCUGAAGGACAAAAAACACACAGUUCAGAAUUCACAGUGUCUUCAGGGGCAUUAUCUAAAACAGAAAUAAGUGCGUCAGUAAUUGACAAAGAUAACAGUUCACCACGUAAGUUCCCUAUGGGUACUCUGACUCUUCAAGAGCAAGAAGUUAAAUUACAGGAUAUUGAUACUUCAAAGGUAGAAAGCUCCACUGAACUAAAGACUUUCUGUGCAGAAUUGAAAACGUCAUCAGGUGAAUUUACUCUGGAUGGAACACAGGAAAAAAUAGAUGCAAGUCUUCCAAAGGGAGAAUUAGAUCUUCAAAAUCAAGGGAAAGUGAUUAAAACAGUAAAGACAGGGACAAGUGAGAUGAAAUUUACAGGAAAAGACAGUGAGUUAAAAUGGCCUACAGGUGAGUGGGCUACUGCAAAGGGAUCAGAAGAUGCUGUUCGUGUUACAGCUAAGAUGGAAGAUGUAAAGGUAGAUGUUCCUAAAGUGAAAAUGGAUGUUGAAAUUGAGAGGGUAGAUACUGAAAUGAAAUGUCAAGUGAAAUUUGUUGAAAAGGACAUGUCUGCAAAUGUGGAAGCGCAAGUAGAAGACAGAGCAGAAACAAGUAAAAUUAAAACAUACAAGUUUAAGAUUCCAAAGUUUGGAGUAUUGCAGUCAGAAGUGAAGGGUUUUGAAGAUGGUAUCAGUUUGCCAAAGUCAGGAGCUGUUUCAGUGUCUAAAACUGAAAUAGGCAGAGCGGAAAUGCAGUUUCAAAAAUCAGAAGGAUCCAUUGGCCUGACAUGUCCAACUUCAGAUCACACAGAAUCAUCUGCUAGAAUAACAGUGGAAACAGUGGACAAAUCACAAGAUGGUCCAGAAGUAAAUAUAAAAAUUCCCAAACUAAAAAUACCAAGAUUCACUUUCACAGGUCUCCCAAGUGAAGCUGAUGUUUCACUGUCAAAAGUGGUAACAGAUCCAAAAGGAACUAGUGCUGACAUUGAAGUGGUGCAUUUGCAAGCAAGCUCCACUACCCCUGAGGAAAUACCAGAGACUCUGGAAGGCGAUAUUAAAAAAGCAAAAAGCAAAAUUCUAACGCUGAUUGAACCUGACAUUAAAACAGCACAGAUGACUGCUACCAUAGAUUCCUGCCUUUCAAAUGCAGGGCAAGACAUUCAUUGGUCAUACAUAGAAGGCCAAGAAGUAAGAGAGAAAGUAGAACCUGAACAUGUUUCUAUUGAAAGGUGUGAAAUUUACUCUACCCAGAUAGUGAAGGAAUCAGAGAUUCUCUCAUCAGAAGUAAAAACUGCUACUUUGGGAUUUUCAUUGCUCAAGGCGAAGUUGCCUGAAUCACACAGCAACUUAGAAGUGCUAGUCCAGCAGAGCCCAUCAAUGGAAAAUACAUCUGUGAACAAAUCUGAACGUUCUGAUGAAAGUUUUGCAGUAACUGCACAGAGGACUGACACUGCUGAGCUUAAACCAUCUGACAAACCACACAGUGAGGCUGAAGAAUCUAGUGGAAGGAUAGGUUUACCUUCAGCAUUUGCUGCUGAAGUAAAGCCCUCCAGUAAACCUGAAGAGAAUCAUCCUGAUAAGGCACCAGAGAAAGUAACUGCCUUAUCUCUAAAGGUAACUCCUUCCUCUAAAGAUGGGGAUACAGCUGAAGCACAAGAAGACGAAGAGAAGUAUGUAACUAAUGAAAAAGAAAAGACUGACAGCAAAAGAUCUCCUGGAAGAUUCAAAUUUUGGCUUCCAAGUAUUGGCUUUUCAUCUUCUGGUGAUGAAACAAGUUCAGAUUCAAAAACAGAAGUAAAAAAAUCAGAAGAAACGAGGUCAGAAGAUACGAAACCUGCUGACACAUCAGUUAGUGAUUCUUCUAAGCAAACUGAAAAAACUGGAUGGUUCAGAUUUCCCAAACUGGGUUUCACAUCUCCUUCCAAAAAGGCUAAGACUGUUGACAAAGAAGAGACAGGUCAUAAAGAGAGAAGAAUAUCAGAUGAAGACAGCCCUUCAGAUAAACCUGAUGUGUUUUUUGAUGCACAAGAAAGCUUAUCACCUAAAGAAGUAGGAGAGAGUGAAAAACAAGAAAUCGGUGGGACCUCAUCUAACAUUCCAGUUUCUCAAACUAUCGUUACAUCUUCAGCAAGGACUGAGCUGAUCUUGUUGGAGGAAGAAAAAGCUCGUCAACUUAAUAUCCCUGGAGAUACAACCAAAUGAAGACUGUCUCCUGCCAACCACCCAGUGAAAACAGAAUAAUCUACACUGAGAUAACAGAAAAAAAAAAGAAAAAAGAAAGUUUUCCUAAUUUGCCAGUAACCAAAAAUUAAACAAAACCUUAAGGUGACAUUUAUAAAAAACAGUUCCUUGAAGAGAAUUUACCACAUCUAAAUCUUCCUGUACUUGAAUGUGCUAUACUGUGUAGUAAUAAAAAUACUGAUCUUUCCAAAUCUGCUCCAAAGGCAAAAACUGCUACAGGUACAGGAGAGUUCAUAAUAAAGUCUGAAAAGAUACCUGAACCAUGAAACCUUUGGAAGACUCAAUUACAGUCAAACGUCUUGUUAAAUAUGCUUCUCAAAAACACACCAGUUAGGAUUAGAUGACAUAUUAUUUGCAGAGCAGAGCAUAAACUAGUACUAUGAGAAUUAUAUUUACCUGUUUAGAUUUUGGAUCUCUCGGACCUAUUUUUGUUUUCUUACUAAAGCAUCUUUCUUUAUUUCAGCUCAAGUAGACACAUACUCCACAAUCAUUUUAAAAAGGAAAAUAAAAACAAAAUACUAGUGUAGACAGACAGAGGCUUCACCCCUUCCUCUCUUCAUAUGUUCUUCUUUUUAUUAUCAUGCUGGGUCAUAUUUAGCCUUAAAAGACUAAUAAAUAAAUAAAUAAAUAAAUAAAUUCAAGACCAAAAAACCCAACACACCCCACAUUUAAUUAUUUCACAUUUUUAAGGUACCCAAAUAAUGGUGAUAACUGUUAUAAAAAUGUGGAUAAAUAAAUUUUUAUGUGUAUAUUUACUGAAUAGCUGAAUGCACAGAAUGAUCUGCCACACUUCGGUGGAACUGCUUCAGAUAUUUUCUGGGAAAGGAGAUGUAUAUAGUUAUUUACCUCUUUGUUUAUAUUAAUGCUUCUCUCAAGUGCACAGCCAAAAACAGAGUGCAUAUAUGACGGCCUUCAUAUGUAUCAUUAAAACACUAUAUUCUUAAUUCACAAUAAAUUCACUACAUGAAAAGUAA
Messenger RNA from Coturnix japonica (Japanese quail), 13562 nucleotides. The record is from RefSeq and is a predicted model, not a curated record. NCBI's taxonomy places the organism in Eukaryota, Metazoa, Chordata, Aves, Galliformes, Phasianidae.